This is a messenger RNA of Trifolium pratense (red clover), 1537 nucleotides long. Its product is annotated as putative HVA22-like protein g. The transcript has 8 exons. The record is from RefSeq and is a predicted model, not a curated record. Lineage: Eukaryota; Viridiplantae; Streptophyta; Magnoliopsida; Fabales; Fabaceae. Bases 693 to 1271 code for a protein of 192 amino acids.
GCUUGACAAAGUUAACCAUCACAUUAUAUAAUCAUUGUUCUUCCAAUCCUCUCAUUGACUACCUAUUUUCUUUGCAAAUUGACAAAAAUUGACUAUUCCUCUACAUGGUUUAUGCAAACAAUUGACUGAUUAGCUGGUUUUAUGAUAGUUGGUUUAUACAACUAACUGGUUUAUGUAAACAAUUGGCUGCAUGUGUUGUGUUGCUGAUUUAUAGCACAUAAGAAGGUAUUCUCACUCAUUUUCUCUUUCUUUUUCUCUCUCUUUCUCUCUCUCUCUCUUGUCCGCACAACCACAACAAACAACACCAUACCUCACCUCCGCCACAAUCACCACCGAACAAGACAUCACCUUCGCCUUAGUUCGCCGCCCAAUCCAUCGCGGCUACCUAAUCAACCCCCACCUCCAACGUGAUAUCUGGUCUCAUCUCUUCACCUCAAUCCUUCACAUAAACCCUUCUCAAUCCUCUGUCCUUCUCAUUGAACCUCUCUUCACUCUCUCAUCAAUUCAACACUCCAUUGACAGAAGAAGGAAGCACUUACUCAACACAGGACAUGGAAAAAGAAAUUGCACGUUAAGGGUACCCCCAAAUUCUAAAACAAAGCGGUUUCAGUUUUUGACUCUGUCAACGUGGGACUUAUACAAAACUGGUCGGGUCGUGGGUUUAUUCAUAAAAUAACCGACAGGGGUUGAAAAUGUUAGGGGAUUUUCUUACUCGAUGUCUUAUUUUGCUUCUUGGAUACGCAUAUCCUGGUUUUGAAUGCUAUAAAACUGUGGAGAGAAACAGGGUUGAAAUGGAUGAACUUCGUUUCUGGUGUCAAUACUGGAUCAUUGUGGCUUUUUUCACAGUACUAGAAAAAUUUGCAGAUGUAGUUAUUGGGUGGAUGCCCUUGUAUGGAGAAUUGAAGCUUGCCCUCUUUAUUUACAUGUGGUAUCCCAAAACUAAGGGGACAGGAUAUGUUUAUAAUAAAGUAUUGAGACCAUAUGUAUCUAAGAAUGAAAUUGAUUUUGACCAAAAGUUCCAAGAGUGGAGAGUUAGGGGAUGGGAUUUGGCAAUUUUUUACUGGCAAAAUUGCACUGAAUUGGGGCAGACUGCAUUUUUUCAAGUUAUUGAUCACAUUUCUGCUCAAUCUAAGAGACUUUCCGGCAAAACUUCCAAGAAGAAGAAAGAUGCAAAGGGUCCUCCUAUUCCUAGUGCCCCACCAUUGCCUGAAAUAAGAUCAGCUUUGUUUGACAUUCACCAAAAUGAUUUCGUGGGUCGCAAGAAAAAGUAAGCACCUCUACAAAGUCCAACUAACCCCCAUCAAUACAGUGAUCCAGCCCAAUAUGGAAGCCCACUUUGUGUUGAAUUACAUUUUUGUACAUAUACUCAAGUUAAGCCCAGCAAGGAAAAAACCAUUCACCAUUGAUGAUGCUUACUAAAUUCUACUUGUAAAUUGUAACAUAACAUUGUGCUGCUGAAAAUUGUUUUGCUUUGAACAAUUUCAAUUGUGACUUGUGAUCAAAUUCUUAUAUGGUAAAGGCCAACUGAAUUAACCAU